Molecule: messenger RNA, 594 nt
Organism: Marchantia polymorpha subsp. ruderalis
Lineage: Eukaryota; Viridiplantae; Streptophyta; Marchantiopsida; Marchantiales; Marchantiaceae
Source: the annotation of a GenBank genome assembly
CAAGCCCUGAUUCGCUCCUUCAUACGACCUUGCGUAGGAUUGUCUCAUUGCGAGAUUUUCUCUUAAAACACCGGAAAUUACGCACCACGAACUAGAAUAACUGGAACCCCGGCAGUCGACAAAUCGACACUUUGGCCAUGGCAUGGAGUCCUAACCGACAGCUAUAAAAGGUCGAAGCGUGUCUCCUGGAGACAUGCCUCCGUUCCCUCAUGCGCUGCCAACGGUUCAUUAUGCAUCUCUCGUGUGUGCACGUUGGACACCGACGAGCUCCAUUCGGACACAUGUUCUCUGUCGAGGUUUGCAAGCCUUGGCGCCAACAUGUUUGGUGCCAAGUUUACUCAUUCUCGUCCUCACAUCUUCAAACGUUAUGUGUCAUCCGGUCAUUCUAGAGGAUUGACCAGAUUACAAAAACGAUUCACUUUGAACGGUAACAUACUCCAUAAGAGAAAGUUAUUCAUGAAAAUUAUAUGACUUUGAACGCUAACAUAAAUCCAUAGGAGAAAACAAUUCAUGAAAAAUACAUCAGUUUGAACGCUAACAUAAUCCAUAAGAGAAAAAUAUUCAUGCAAAAUAUUUCACUUUGAACGCUGUCAU